AUGGCAGAAAGUACGUGCUUCAAGACUUUAGAAGAUCAUCUCAGGAAGCAGGAACUCAAGUUGCAGGAAAUUGUGGAGGAUAUGAAGAACAUGCAGCUGCAAGUUAAGGAGGAAAUGGAAGGCAGGGACAAGAGACUGGAUACGAUCACUCUGGGAAUGGAACAAAAGUUUGAGGCUCUCCACUCGAUGAUGAUGUCACUACUGACCAAGGAGAAGGUCUCAGAAGAAGAAGGCAGAGUUGUGAGGGAACGUGCUCCAUUACUUCCCACACCUCCCAGUCAUCAGAGGUUAGGCUUGGGAGUAGAUGGGGAAACAAAAAGUGGCGAGUUCCUGGGUAAGAUUCCUGGCUAUAAUCCUCCCAAACUUGAGUUACAUUUGUUUAGUGGUGAGAACCCCAGGGAAUGGAUCAGAAAAUGCAACAAAUAUUUCUUACUGAAUAAAGUGCCUGAUGAACAUAAAUUGCUGUUGAGGUUCAAAGGAACAUGUUGUAGAGAUAUUGUGGAGGAAUUUAAUAAACUACAACAGGUAGGUACCGUAGAGGUUUAUCAGGAGAAGUUUGAGGAACUAAAGACGUUGAUGCUGAUUCAGAAUCCAAGCUUUAGUGAGGAGUACUUCAUUUCCAGUUUCACGAGUGGUCUCAAGGAAGAACUUAAGCCUAUGGUGAAAAUGCUCAAGCCCAACACUCUUUCUGGAGUCAUGGAGGUGGCUUACUUACAGGAACAGGCUCUCAGGUUACAAAGGAGGACUGUCAAGGAUGGCAAUAGAGUGGUGGCUGAACCCAAAUUUGGGAUGUACAGGCAUCCCACGUCUGCCAAUGGAGGAGUCAGUGCAUACAAGCUACCUCAGAACAGCAUCCCAAAGUGUGGGGAGAAGUUUGGGGUUGGUCAUCAAUGCAGGCAGAAACACUUGAACCUUAUGAUGUAUGAAGAGGAGGAGGAGGAUACUGAGUUCCAGGAUGCACAUGGGGAACAAGAUGAACUGACUGGAAACCCAGGCGAGCCAGUUGAAAUUUCACUAAAUGCCCUAUCAGAUUCCCUUAGGAGAAAUACUAUCCUAUUGCAGGGACAGUUGGCAGGGGAGCCUGUUAGAAUAUUAGUGGAUACAGGUAGCAGUGAUAGCUACAUCCACCAUAAGCUGGUAUCUACACGAGGCCUUUCCUUUGAAUAUAUCAAGCCUUUCACUGUCACCAUGGGGGAUGGAAACUUGGUAACCAGUGGAGCUUACUGUCCAAAGGUUUCAUGGAAUGUGCAGAACAACAAAUUUUGCUUUGACCUCAGGAUAAUGGAAUUAGGCGAUUGGGACCUGAUUCUGGGGGUAGAUUGGAUGCACAACUACAGCUCCAUCACCUUUGACUUUCGCCAACUAAAAAUUUCCAUGUUUCAUCAAGGGGAGGUGGUCACAUUGCAUGGGGCAGUUACUGAUGCAACCAUGGAACUCAUUAGAAGGAAGGAUCUCAGAGGUUUCUUACAUGAGAAAAUGAGGUGCUGUGCUAUUGCAGCACAAGCUGGAAAGGAGGACACAACUACACAGGGAGUUCCUGGAUCAAUUACUGCUGUUUUGGAGGAAUUCUCAGGAGUAUUUCAGGAGCCUACUCAGCUGCCCCCUAACAGAUCUUUGGAUCAUCAAAUUCCCCUUAAGCCAGGAGCACAAGCUUUUAAAAUGAAACCUUACAGGUACCCUCACUCACAGAAGGCAGAGAUUGAAAGGCAGAUAGCAGAUAUGCUAAAAGCUGGAAUCAUCAAACCAAGCAAUAGUCCAUAUGCUUCACCUGUGCUGUUGGUUAAGAAGAAAGAUAAUACUUGA
Molecule: messenger RNA, 1803 nt
Organism: Coffea eugenioides
Lineage: Eukaryota; Viridiplantae; Streptophyta; Magnoliopsida; Gentianales; Rubiaceae
Exons: 3
Coding region: 1-1803 (600 amino acids)
Biological process (GO): proteolysis
Molecular function (GO): aspartic-type endopeptidase activity
Source: RefSeq, a predicted model, not a curated record